Molecule: messenger RNA, 2674 nt
Organism: Myotis davidii
Lineage: Eukaryota; Metazoa; Chordata; Mammalia; Chiroptera; Vespertilionidae
Gene: RTL10
Product: chromosome unknown open reading frame, human C22orf29
Source: RefSeq, a predicted model, not a curated record
AUGGGCCGAGUUGGCCUUAGCUGUCUGGUGCCGGAGUUGGUGCAGCAGCCUCCCUCCACUCCCAGCAUUCCUUGUGGCUGGUGCUGGUGGCAGGGUCCUUGCAGUCCCAUCUGGGCUGCAGCCAGUUAUCCAACGUACACCCCUUGGCAAGAGAUUGACUGGGCCUCUCCUGGGGCUGCGUUUGCCCCCCUAGUGGAUCCCUGGAUUGAGCAGCCCUGCUGUGGGCACCCUGUGUGUGUGUGCGCGGCCAUGGAGCAGAAGAGCACAGUGAGUUGUGAAGCCACAGAAAAGGGUUCGCUCACUGUGCACAUGCCCGACCCACGACCCCUCAGGGUGGACUUCCACUGGGUGCCAGGCUCAGACCCAGGCACCUUUGAUGGCUCCCCAUGGCUGCUGCACCGCUUUUUGGCCCAGCUGGGCAAUUGCAUGUCUUUCCACUUUGAGCACUGCCAGGACAACCUCAGCCGAGUCUGCGAGGGCCUCGGGCGCCUGACAGACCCAGCUUGGGCGUGGGCAGCCCCUACCUUGACGGGGUCCCUGCCUGAUGAUGAUGAGCUCUUUUGCCAGGAUCCUGAGGAGGUUACUCAAAACCUGAACAGCUUUGCUGAGGACCAUGCUGCAGUGCCCUGCCCCUUGUCCACCUCAAGCCAGCCACCAGUGGCCCCGCAGCCGCCUGUGGUGAGGCCGUACUUAGCUAGGUUCUCGGAGGCCCUCACUCAACAUGGGUGCUACCCUCAGGCCGUCCCAGACAGUCUGGCCACCCCUGCUACUUCUAGUUCUGACUGAAUUAAAAAUGCUCUGCCUGAGCAGCAGCUGGCCAAGGAGAGCAGCCCUGGGCCCACUGAGCCGCCUGCCUUGUCCACUUCUGCAUGCAGCACCAAUCCUGGUCUGGUGGGGCCAACAGAGAUGGCCCCCAAAACUGUCCUUGUGUUUUCAGAAUCUGCCAAGCCCCCUGCCCAGCAACCAGAUCCAGCUCACCCAGGGGGGCCAGAACCCCGGAAGACAGGGGAGGUAGGUGGCCCACAAGGGGCGGUGGAGACCCCAGCAGAGCCACCUUUUUCUCCUGCUCUCCAUCCUGCAGCCCUGGAUUCUGAACAGGUCCCAGGCAGGUGCAGUGGUGCUCCUCGUGAUGAAGUGGCCUUUGUAGCCAAGGAAUCCCGCAGCCCCUCCCCCCCAGGACCGAGUGGCAUUGCCAGAUGACUCUAGAUGUAGUGCUGCCAGGUGUGGCGCUGUCCACUUGCCCCAUUGCUGGGCAGGAGGGGUACUUGUUUAGACUCUGCCUUCGUCCUCCCCCUCCCCCACCGCAGCAGACCGCUGGCCUCUGCCCUUGCUCCUCAUUCUCUGACUUCCUCGAUGGCACAGAGGCUGCUUCCUGCAUCCCCACACCUGCCCUUGGCGUGCCAUCUCACCUGGGUUUGUUCUCACUAGUUGGACAGAGCUCUAUAGAUCAGUCCUCAUCAUAUAUUUGCACUGUCUUUGUAACACACACACACACGCACACACACACACACACAGAACCCCCUUCAGUGCUGGCUGCAACUGGACUGGGUUUGCCAUGCCAGCCUUUUGGGGAUUUGGUCCCUGUUUGGUCUUUGCUUUGCCCCCCACCCCUAUCUGUUUCCCGUGACCUGUCCUCUGGGCUGGAAUAUAAGGAGGAGGUGGCCACUUUCAUUGUUGAGUGUGAGUCAGAUGGUGUCUUGGUAGAGAAAGGUGCUUUUCUGUGUGUUUAGCAGCAGCCCUGAUCAGCUGGGAAGGCUCCAGUACAGGAAGGUAGAAUGCAAGCUGCCUUUCAGUCUCAACUCUGUUCCAGGCAUUCUCUUCUGUGUUAACGUUCUAGUCACCUGCUUUCUUCCAUUUUCCUAUCUCAGUGCCUUUGCCCUGAUGCCCUUCCACUUUCUGCUCUUCCGCAGUCACUGCCUUUUGCUCGCUCUUGCACAUUGCCGAUUCAGCACUGAGCCCAGCACUGCUGACUUGUGUAUCUGCGUAGACUGAGCCUCUAGGGCAGGAGCUCCAUCUUAGCUCGUGUCCCUGACACAGCCAGUGCUCAUUAAAUGUGCGGCGGAUCCAUGGCUGGGCCUGCGGCGUGGUGGCUGCCCACAAGCAGAGUCUGUUCCGUUGGCAGGAGCAUUGUGCCCGUUCUGUCAGGAACAGAGAGGCCAGGCCCCAGCCCCAAGCACCCACACCAGCUCAGUGUUGCAUGUAUGGUUGGGAGCUCAUGAUGGGAAGGGUCUGGUUGAGGAGUUGGGCUGAAUGGGUGGGAGUGGGAGGCCUGACAGGUGAAGUGUGGCCUUGAAAACUGACUUUCCUGCGAGUAGAGGUGAAGUGAGGAGCAGGCAGCAGACCUGAGUUGGGAGGCCCCAGGGGGCCAGAGGAUUGGAAUGAAGAAAGACCUGUUCUGCACAAGGAUGGGUUUUCUAAUAAUGAGCUGAGCUGGGAAGCUCCCUCAAGCUAAACUGAACACAGGAUUGGUACAGUGCACCGAUCAGAGCAGUGGUUAGGCAAGAAUUUCAAGCCCCUUUCAGCUUUACAAUUGUGUAAACAAAAGAACGCCUUCCUGGAAAGAAGAAAUAAGUAGAAAGAAGAAAUAAGUGGAAAUGGGAACUGCAACUCAGACUAGUUAUUGUAGGAAAAAUUGUAAUAUGCAAAACAUCUGAUAAAAAUUUUUAAGCACAUU